This is a messenger RNA of Aspergillus bombycis, 15573 nucleotides long. RefSeq names its product nonribosomal peptide synthase Pes1 (gene nrps1). Lineage: Eukaryota; Fungi; Ascomycota; Eurotiomycetes; Eurotiales; Aspergillaceae. The coding region runs from base 1 to 15573 and encodes 5190 amino acids. The record is from RefSeq and is a predicted model, not a curated record. The transcript is spliced from 8 exons. Gene Ontology annotation, molecular function: catalytic activity.
AUGGCCCACUCUACCCAAUGCUUUUUGCCAAAAUUUGGUUCUCUAUCUGAAGGUCCGAAACAGCCUAUGUCGAUGAGGACCAGGACGAGCAGUUCAGAAACCACCCAGUUGAUUUCGGCGUGGCAGGAAGGACAACUCGACGCUCUAUUACAAACCACGUGGGCCUUGGUCCUUUACCGCUAUACCGGUUCUGCAGAUAUUUGCUUCGGUUGCCAACACCUGACUGCUCAUGAUUAUGCAACCCAUUCCUCAGAUAGUGCGACAAUCCGUACAUGCAGACUCUCAGUCAGCGAGGAUGACUCUAUUCGAGGACUGCUUGAGAAAGCGAAGGGUCAGAUUGACCUCGCCGAUUCCGCUGAGAAAUGUGGAACUCUGAGCGGGGUGACUAGAAACUUUCGGCUGUAUAACACCAUGAUGAUGAUUCAAAAUUGUCGUGAGACGACAACGACUUCGACAGAUACCCCUGUCGCGGUGAUUGCCCUCCCAAAUGAGUGCCACCUUCGCCUUCACGUGAAGGUUUUGUAUGAAGAUAUCGGCAUCUUUAUGGAGUGGUGGAAUAACGAUAUAUCAACAGAGCAAAUUAGGAGCAUGUCCAGCUAUUUACAACAGAUGCUAACCCGAGUUCUUAUGGCAGAUGACACGGUGGUGAGCAAACUAAGUGGCAUAUCAGAAAGCGAUUGGGCUCGCAUAUGCAAGUUUAAUGCAGAGACGCUAGAGGCCCAUGACCGCUGUAUUCAUGAAACAAUCCAUGAGCAGACAGUACUCCAGCCCGAGAGCGAAGCUGUGUGUGCUUGGGAUGGAAGCUUGACGUAUAGCAAAUUGGAUCUAUUAGCUUCUCAACUUGCGUACCACCUUCAAGCACAAGGCGUUGGGCCUGAAGUUCGCGUAGCGCUAUGUUUUGACAAAUCCAAAUGGAAUAUUGUGGCACUGCUUGCUGUCUUGAAGGCUGGUGGUGCCUUCGUGCCUUUAGAUCCAACACACCCAGCGCCUCGUUUGCAAUCUCUUGUUCGGUCUGUACAGGCGAGAAUUAUGCUGUGCUCUAGAAACCACGCCCAGAACCUAAGGGCGGUUGUAGAGCACUUGAUACCACUAGACAGUGACACUUGGGAAGAACUUUCGAUUCCCUGCGGAGACGUAAGUCUAUCGACGGAAGUAAAGGGUUCCAACGCAGCGUACGUGAUCUUUACUUCCGGAUCAACUGGAGAGCCAAAGGGCACUUUGAUGGAACAUAAAGCAUAUGUAUCCAGUGCAAUGGCUCAUGCACCGCGACUCCGUGUCUUUGCCUACUCACGUUUACUACAAUUUGCGGCGCAUACGUUUGACGCGAGCUUGGUUGAAAUCCUGACAUCGUUGUUGGUCGGGGCUUGCAUCUGUGUGCCAAGUGAAGAAGCACGCCUAAACAAUAUUACCAAAGUAAUCAACGACAUGAGGGUGAACCAUGCUACUUUGACACCAUCAUUCAUUGACUUCGUCAAUAUCUCAGAUGUUCCAAAUCUUGAGACUCUUGUGCUCGCCGGUGAGGCAAUGUCUCAAUCGCACCUGGAAAUAUGGUCCAAAAUCAACCUUGUGAAUGGGUUUGGGCCCACAGAGACCGCCGUUACAGCUGCGGUUAACUCAAAGGUCACUAGGUCCUCUGAUAGCAGGGAUAUAGGCCUUCCCACGGGGGUCCAUUGCUGGAUUGUAGAUUCAGAUGAUCACAACCAGCUUGUUCCUGUUGGUUGCGUUGGGGAAAUGCUAGCUGAGGGACCUUCUCUAGCUCGAGGAUACGUUAAUAAUCAGCAAAAAACUGAUGAGGUUUUCAUUUAUGACCCAUCCUGGGCGAAACGCCAGGGUGGAGGCUCUGGCCGGAGGUUUUAUAAGACCGGCGAUUUGGUACGGUAUAAUUCUGAAGCUGGCUCGCUGACGUAUAUAGGAAGAAAGGACACACAAGUAAAGUUUCACGGACAAAGAAUUGAGUUGGGCGAGAUCGAAGACAAUCUGAACACUGAUUCAAACAUAAGGCACUGCCUUGUGUUCCUCCCGAAGUCUGGGUUCUCUGAAGGCAGAAUAGUAGCGGUAUUGUCUUUGCCUAUCUUCGACGGGAUUUCAGACUCAGAUCCGGUACCCCUGAGACUUCUUGAGGAUUCAAAGAAGAAUUCAACCAUAUCUCAGAUACGUGAUCGAUUGUCGGCACGCUUACCAGCGUAUAUGAUUCCCACGGUGUGGCUGUGUGUCGAGACUCUGCCAAUGCUUGUAUCCGGUAAACUAGACAGAAAGGCAACUGCAAAUUGGGUUGGCAAUCUGGAAAAUGACCCAAAUAUCCAACUCACCAAGCUUGACCCCAUCCUUAGUGAGAGUAGCACUCAGUCUGAAAAUGCGACAGAGGAACGACUGGCUUCCAUCUGGAGCCGUGUCCUCAAUAUCCCCAGAACCCACAUCAGCCUCGACGAAAGCUUUUUAGGUCAGGGAGGUGACUCGAUUGCCGGAUUAACAUGUGUUGGUUUCUGCACAAAGCAGGGAAUCGGUAUCACAGUUCAAGAUAUACUUCGGAGUAAGUCGAUUAGGGACUUAGCAACCCGUGCAAAGGAGAUUCAACAGCCAGCAUCUUACGAAGAAACUAUCGAGAAACCAUUCGGCCUUUCGCCAAUUCAAAAGCUUCAUUUCAUGGUGCGCCAAGAGGGUCAGGGGCAUUUCAACCAGAGCGUGCUGACGCGCUUGAAUCAACAAGUCGACGAGUAUGACCUGCGCCGCAGUAUUGAAACGCUUAUUAGCCGCCACUCUAUGCUCAGAUCACGAUUGGCUGACUUAGGCACUGAUGGAUUACAGCAGCGUAUUACAGAAGACGUUGCUGGCUCUUACCGUUGGCGCAUGCAUGAUGUGAACCGUCAAGAUCAGAUUGAGCAUGCCAUUGCCGAUAGCCAGGCAAGCAUCAAUGUUUUCACUGGGCCUGUCCUAGCCGUUGAUAUGUUUAAUGGAAAUGGAAAGGAUUAUGUUUUGUCUCUCGUUGCUCAUCAUCUAGUUGUCGAUAUCGUUUCCUGGAGGAUCAUUCUAGAAGAUCUGGAGGAUUUACUUCUGAACCCGGAUGAGGCUAAAUCGCAAACCGGCUCUCUUCCUUUCCAGACUUGGUGCCAAAUGCAAGCAGACAAAUGCCAGGAGCUGAACACGACAUUGGACGACCUUCCUCCGCCGGACUUCGCCUACUGGGGAAUGGAGAAAUGUCCUAUUACUUACGGAGACGUGGAUUGCGAAACAUUUGAGGUCGAUGCAGAGAGCACCCGUACUCUCCUGAUGGACUGCCACCAAAGUCUUCAAACUGAGCCUAUUGACGUGUUUCUCGCCUCCCUUCUGCAUUCUUUCCUGCAGACUUUUAGUGACCGAUCUUUACCAGUGAUCUACAACGAAGGCCACGGUAGGGAGGUUUGGGACUCUGGAAUAGACAUCUCGCGAACUGUUGGGUGGUUUACCAUUCUGCACCCAAUAACCUUACACCAGAUUGCAGAAGAUGACCCAGUAAAGACACUCAUACGUGUCAAGGACCUCCGUCGACGUGUUAUGGAUAAUGGCAGGCAAGAUUUUGCACGGCGCCUGGUUGGCGAUGCGAAAGACCGUGGUCAUCCUAGCCCAAUGGAAAUUUCAUUCAAUUAUGUCGGCCAGCACCGAGACUUGCAGAGACAGGAUGGUCUCUUCCAGCUUAUGAAUCAGAUGGCUGGAGAGGCUGGUCGAGGUGGAGGAGCAGCAGACUUUGGCGAGAAAACCCCGCGAUUUGCCCUCUUUGAGAUCUCUGCGAUGGGUGUUCAAGGGCGCCUGCGUUUUACGUUUUCUUUCAACCGAUAUAUGAAGCAUCAGCAAUCCAUCCGACAUUGGAUCUCAAACUGUCAUGACCUGCUCAAGCAUCUCGGUUCAAAAUUACAGUCCCUUGCGCCAAAACCAACUUUAAGCAGUUUCCCAAUGCUUUCCUUAACGUAUGAAGAGCUCGAGACGAUAUUCUCGGACAGACUACCGAAUGUUGGAAUCAAAUCUUUUGAGCAAGUAGAGGAUAUCUAUCCUUGCUCGCGCAUGCAGCAGGGUAUAUUAUUGAGCCGUUCCCGAGACGAGGGAUUCUACUCUGUGCAUGACACAUUCGAAGUGAAGAGCUCAGAGAUCGAACCUGAUGUCAAUCAACUGGUGCUUGCUUGGCAACAGGUGGUUAUGCAUCACCCAAUGCUACGGACCAUAUUUGUGGACAAGCUCACAAGCCGGGAGCUGUUCUGCCAAGUGGUCUUAAAAACCAUCGACUCUCAGCCGAGCAUUAUCAGAUGUGUGGAUGAGAGUGAAGUGCUCGCUGCGUUUGAUGAACAGGACCCAAUGACCUAUGUCGGAUAUCAGCCGCCUCACCGAUUUACUAUCUGUCAGACGGCUUCUGGAAAACUUUUCUGCAGACUGGAAAUCAACCAUGUUUCCAUGGAUGGUUCUUCGAUUUCAAUUAUAGCCCGAGAUUUACAGCUGGCAUACGCUGGAAAGCUGGAAACACACCGCAGACCGAUGUUCAAGAACUUUUUGCAUUACUUGCGUGAGCAAGAUGACAGCACCGGGUAUUGGUGCUCGUAUUUGUCAGAUUGCAGACCUUGUCACUUUCCGGUGCUUAAUGAUGGCAUCAUCUCUGAAAAGAAACUCCGAAGUGUUCGUCUGAACGUCAACUUCUACAGCGAACUUCUAGAAGCGUGCGAGAAGAGUGGAGUAACUUUGUCAGCCGCUAUUAGCACGGCCUGGGGUCUUACGCUUGGUCAAUUCUGUGGCUCCAGUGAUGUUUGCUUCAGUUACCUGGCUUCUUUGAGAGAUAUGCCUGUCGAAGACAUCGAGUCUGUUGUCGGGCCGGUUAUAACGCUGUUGGCAUGCCGAAUGAAGAUACCCGGAAAUGGUUUGCUCGAGGAUAUCCUACAUCGGGUUCAAAAUGACUAUAUGGAACAACUAUCCCACCGAAACACGUCACUCAUUGAUAUACAACACGCCUUGAAGCUUUCGGAUACGACACUGUUCAACACUGGUGUCUCAUACAGGAAGCUACCACCGAACAAAGCCACAGCGGAGGAAGUUCAGCUUGUGGAGGUGGGAUCAAUCUACGAUCCUGCGGAGUUCCCCGUUUAUGUCAACGUUGAGGUUGCUGAAGAUGACGCGCGCAUUGACCUGAACUAUUGGACGACGGCUCUGUCAGUUGGUCAAGCAGAAAACGUUGCCAGCGUUUUCCUUAAGGCUCUGGAAAACAUUGCCCAAUACCAAGAUACUAAGGCUAGCACGAUAAGUGAUAUUGACUUUCUCAGCGAGCAGGCUUGCACACAGCUAUGCGAAUGGAAUGCGAAGUUACCAGAUAGGCCUGAAAAGUGUGCACAUGAAGUCAUUCAGCAACAGGCAUUAUAUCUUCCUCUAUCAACCCCCGCAAUAUGCUCAUGGGAUGCGAACCUUACGUACUCAGACGUUGAGCACCUUUCAACUCGACUGGCUCAGUAUCUGAUAGGUCUCGGAGUAGGAUCCGAAACAUUUGUCACCUUGUUUUUCGAGAAGUCAGCUUGGUAUGUCAUCGCGCAAGUCGCUGUGCUAAAGGCUGGCGGGGCAUUUGUCGCUUUGGACCCAAGUCAUCCAGAAGCUCGACUACGGGGUCUAGUGGAAGACGUUGGAGCUUAUGUCAUGUUAUGCUCAGUUAAGCAUACUGAGAAAGCGUCCCGGCUUUGCGAUAUUGUGUUUGGAGUCUGCGAAGCAACAAUCGAUGGGCUUGUAAUUCCAGCAACGGUUAUGCCUGCUGCUACGCCAAGCAUACACACCGCAGCUUAUGCCAUUUUCACAUCUGGUACAACAGGCAAGCCGAAGGUGUCAGUAAUUGAGCAUAUAUCGCUUGGAAUAGCUGCAUCAACGUUCCCUGAGAUUUUCAGAGUGGGCCCGGGGGCUCGUGUCCUUCAAUUUUCAAAUUACAUAUUCGACGUACACGUGUUGGAAACUGUUAUAACCCUUAUGGCAGGUGGCUGUAUUUGUAUUCCUAGCGAAGAAGAACGACUGAACGACUUGUCUGGGGCUAUUAAUAGGAUGGGCGCCACCAUGUGCACCAUGACGCCGUCCACAACAAAUACUCUGAAUCCAGAAUCUGUUCCCACAUUGGGAACAGUCGUGACUGGAGGAGAAAUAAUGACCAAGAGUCAUGUUGACCGCUGGGCAGACAGGCGUGUCAUAAAUGCAUACGGGCCUUCUGAAGCUACCGUAGCUUCCACGGCAAGUGUAAAGGCUGAUGGAGGAAGACGUCUCACUGAGGAUUACAACUCAAUUGGCACUGCAUUUGCUGGCAGGUCUUGGAUCGUCGACCCUGAUAAUUACCACCGUCUCCUCCCUAUCGGAGCAAUUGGCGAAUUGGUCUUGGAAGGCUGCAACGUCGGGCGUGGCUACCUUAACAAUGUUGAAAAGACUAGGGAGGUCUUCAUCACGGACGCUCGGUGGACUGAACAUAGCGGACUAAAGAAAAUAUUCAAGAACAAGGAACGCAUGUACCGUACCGGAGAUCUAGUUCGGUAUAAUGCCGACGGCAGUCUGUGUUUUAUCUCGCGUAAAGAUACUCAGAUCAAACUCAACGGCCAGCGGAUAGAAUUGGGAGAAGUCGAGCAACAAUGCGUCGGUUACCUCCCAGCGAACACACAGGUUGCCGUUGAGGUGAUUACACCAGAAGCAAAAACUGUGGCAAAAUGCCUCGCUGUUUUCUUCGCUACUGGUGAUCAUGAGGAGGAUGAGUCAGGUCUACUGCUUUCCACGAGUGAAACAACAGUAGACAUUGUGAAGAAGCUGCAUAGCUCCCUGAAAGAGUCCUUACCGGUUGUGAUGAUACCGAAGCUCUUCUUCCCGGUACGUUGCCUACCGAUUGCAGCAACCGGAAAGCUUGAUCGCAAAGGGCUUCGUGCCAUGGUUGAACCUCUGCCAAAAGAGAAACUGAUGCAAUACACUACCUUCAAUGAUGGUUCCAGACAAAUAGCCGAAGGUGGAGCUGAAGGUAAACUCAGGGCUUUGUGGGAGGAAGCAUUGGGACUUGCACCGGGCUCUGUCGGCACUGAUGAUAGUUUCUUCGGCAUUGGGGGUGAUUCUCUCUCGGCUAUGAAGCUUGUUAGCGCGGCAGACUUUCAGGGUGUUGCACUCACAGUAGCCGACAUAUACGCAAACCCUAUCUUGGCAGACAUGGCGAAGAUCUGUGAGCAUUCGGAAGCGUCAGCGGACACGGUGACAGUCGAGCCGUUUAGUCUUCUGCCUUCUUCGGUGUGCAAAGAAGCCAUACAAGAAGUUACUGAUCAGUGUCAUAUACCUGAAGGAUCUAUAACCGACAUGUACCCUUGCAGUCCGGUGCAAGAAGGUCUUAUCACACUCUCAACUAAGCAACAAGGAGCCUACAUAGCUCGGCCAAUUUUCAAGCUUACGGACGAAGUCAACUUAGAGCAAUUCAGAGCAGCGUGGCAGCAAACAGUGGAUGAACUCGAUAUUCUGCGAACUCGUAUUGUUCAUACGGACUCUACGGGAUUCCUUCAAGUUGUGCUUGACAAGGAAACUAUUUCUUGGACUGCUGCAACGACGAUCGAUGAGAUCAUGGAUGAGACACCAGAGUUACCAAACCAAAGUGGAGGGUCGCUGACUGCCUAUGCAAUUGUCCAGCCUAGAGAUUCCUCUUCCCGCUAUUUCGUUUGGACAAUACAUCACGCACUGUACGACGGAUGGAGUGUCUCAUUGAUUCUCAAAAGGGUGGAAGAGCUGUAUAAAAGCCCUUCCACUACGGGCUCUACGCUUCCAUAUAAGCUUUUCAUUAGCCACCUGCAAGACAAGGAUAUGUCUGAGUCAGACAACUUCUGGAGAUUACAACUUGCCGACAUCUCUUGUUCUCCCUUCCCCCAAAGUAAGGCUUCAAUGUCGGAUGCUGUACGUGUUGGAAAUCGGUAUCACAGCAGUGUAGAGAUCGGCCGGACUCCAGAGAUCAAAGACUUGACUCUACCCGAGCUUAUACGCGCUGCAUGGGCCAUCGUUAUCUCAGCUCAUACUAGCUCCAGUGACGUCUGCUUUGGUGAAACACUCAUGGGACGGAAUAUCAGUCUCCGCGGAAUUACUGAAGUCGCCGGGCCUGUCCUUACAACAGUUCCUACACGUGUUCAGGUUGACAGCGAGCUCUUGGUCACUCAAUUCUUGCAGAACAUACGCAAGCUAACCACAGCGAUGAUACCACACCAGCACUCUGGGCUCCAACGGAUACGGAAACUCAACGAUAACACGUACCUCGCUUGUGACUUCCAGAAUCUCUUGGUAAUUCAAACGGAAGAGGGAACCAUGAAUGGAGACCUGUGGGUUCCAGAGAAUAACCAAACCGGUAGCGACUUCUUUACUCAUCCACUUACUGUCGAAUGUAAAAUCAGCGGUUCGAAGCUGGUUUUGACUGUCCACCAUGACGAAAUUAUUCUCGACAGCUGGCAAACUGAGAGGCUUACAAACCAGUUCACGCAUGUGAUACAGCAGUUGCUCACUUUCUCUGAGGAGGACAUCAGAAAGGUGGGUGACCUUGUUGUAGCCAGCCCUCAAGACAAGCAAGAAAUCAUUUCGUGGAACCAGCGACACCCAACUCGGGUUGAUAGAUGUGUUCAUGAUAUUAUCCGGGAGAAGGGCGCUGCCCAGCCUGAGGCCCCGGCCGUUUGUGCCUGGGAUGGUCAACUUUCCUACAGGGAAAUGUAUGGCUAUGCAUCAUCAUUCGCUGCCUAUCUUAACUCCCGUGGGGUUGGGCCUGAAACGCUAGUGCCGAUUUGCUUGGAUAAGUCUGUAUGGGCCAUAGUCACCAUACUCGGUAUUCUUAUCGCAGGUGGAGCGUUCGUGCCUCUGGAUCCUGCCCACCCAACAUCGAGGCACAAAGAGAUCUUGGAAGACAUAGAAGCUCGUGUCAUUCUUUGCUCCCCUCAAUAUCGCAAUCGCUAUGCAGGUUCCGUUAAGACCAUUGUUCCUGUCAGCCAAGAGACCAUACGAGCUUAUAGUGCUCUUACAAGGAAGACCCCAAGCCCUAACUGUGCUACACCAUCAAACAUGGCUUAUGCGAUUUUCACCUCAGGAAGUACAGGCCGGCCUAAAGGUAUUAUCAUCGACCAUCGCGCACUUGCAAGCAGUGCUACAGCUUUCUCACCCAUUGUGCACUUGAACGAAAAUUCACGAGCCUUCCAGUUUGCUUCUCUGACAUUCGAUGCCGCUGUCAUGGAAGUACUUGCCACACUGAUGCAUGGAGGUUGUAUAUGCAUUCCAAGUGAGGACGAGCGCUUGAAUGACGUUGCCGGUGCUAUUCGGCGAAUGGAUGUCUCGUGGGCUUUCUUAACCCCAUCGAUUGCAAGCAUUAUCGAGCCAUCGACAGUCCCUUCUCUAAAGGUGCUUGCAUGCGGAGGAGAGAAGCUGUCACGGGAGGUAGUCCUGAAGUGGGCCCAUCGCGUGAAACUGAUCAAUGGUUAUGGACCAACAGAGACAACUAUUUUCGCUGUCCUGAAUGAUGUAACCCCAGGCACUGAACCUGCUUGCAUUGGCUACGGCAUUCCGUCCACAUUGACAUGGGUUGUUGAUCCUGAAAACCACAACCGGCUCUCCCCCUUGGGUGCCAUUGGAGAGCUGGCUUUGGAAGGUGCCGCUCUUGCAAGAGAGUACCUCAAAAGCCCAGAGAAAACGGCCGAUGCUUUUGUCACUGAGCCAACAUGGAUCAAAGACUUCCCCAGCUCCCUACCUUCACCCAGGAGGAUAUACAAGACUGGCGAUUUGGUAAGAUACAACCCAGACGGUUCUAUUGAAUACAUCAGCCGUAAGGAUCAUCAAGUCAAAAUCCACGGUCUCCGUAUGGAGCUUGGUGAAAUCGAGCAUCGUCUGUGCGAAGAUCGUCGUGUGCGUCACGCCGUUGUGAUUCUACCAAAAUCAGGACUUAUUCAGAAACGCCUGGUCGCGAUCUUGUCUUUAGAAUCUUUGAAUUCAGGCAGCGGUCUUAAUUCUGAUGCAGCAUGCGAGCUUAUCAGCCAGGAUCAAAUGGACGUUGUAUAUUCCGAACUUGAAGAAAUUCAGAAGGGUCUCGAGUCACAGUUACCUAUCUACAUGGUUCCACAAACAUGGGCUGUGAUCAAAAAGCUUCCAAUGCUGGUCUCUGGAAAGCUAGACAGGAAAAGGAUAACAGCCUGGAUCGAGAAGAUUGAUGAAUCGAUAUAUGAUCGUAUAAUGCAGGAUUAUGAUAACAUCAAACGAGGCAAUGGCAAUACGGAGUACAAGAAUGAAGAAGACCACGACUCUUCCAUCAAUGUCCUGCGUGAUAUCUUUACUCAGGUGCUCAACAUUCCAUCCUCAAAGAUCGAUUCUACUCGGUCGUUUGUUAGCCUUGGGGGUGAUAGCAUUACUGGCAUGGCUGUUAUUUCCAGGGCUCGUAAGCACGGACUCAACUUGACGCUACACAAUAUUCUUCAGAGCAAGUCGAUAACCGAGCUUGCCCUUACAUCUACUGUCAUAGUCCAGACAAUCAAGCACGAAGAGAAGUCUGGCGAAUUAUUCGACCUUUCUCCAAUCCAGGGCUUGUUUAUGCAGAUGACGGGUAAAUUCCAGGGCAGGGCUCGUUUCAACCAAAGCAUGACAGUCCGCCUUACAAAACGGACAAGGCCAGAUAUUGUGAAGAAUACCAUCAAGGCGGUUGUUGACCGACACUCUAUGUUCAGGGCAAGAUUCAGCAAAUCUUCUGAUGGAAAUUGGCAACAAACAAUCACUAAGGAUAUUGAUUCAUCUUAUCGGUUCCGCACUCAUUCUAUCAACAGUCCAAGUGACAUGUUGCCCGAGAUCGCGGAAAGCCAGCAGUGCCUGGAUAUCCAGAACGGGCCAAUAUUCGCCGCAGAUCUAUUUGAGGUUCGCGGUCAUGAGCAAGUUCUAUUCGUUGUAGCCAAUCAUCUUUGUGUUGAUAUGGUGUCAUGGCGCAUAGUCCUACAGGACAUGCAGGAAUUCAUUGAAACCGGUACCCUGUCCUCUGACAAGCCACUAUCAUUCCAGGGCUGGUGCGACCUCCAGGUCGAGAAUAGCAAGCGAGAAAACGGUGUUAUCCAACUGCCGUUCUCGAUUGAGCCGCCCAAUUUGGCUUACUGGGGCAUGGCGAACUCUCAAAACCUCUAUGGUCAUGUCAAGAUGGAGUCGUUCACCCUGAACGAAGAAGCUACUGCUUUCAUUCUUGGCCGCUGCCAUGAAGCUCUUCGAACGGAGACUGUUGAGAUUCUACUCUCAUCUGUCAUUCAUUCCUUCCGUCGAGUAUUUGCCGAUCGGAACGUCCCGACCAUCUACAAUGAGGGCCAUGGCCGCGAAGCCUGGGAUGCUAGCAUUGACCUCUCCAGGACAGUUGGCUGGUUCACAACAAUGUGUCCUCUGCAUGUUGAUGGAGCCUCAGAUAUUAUCAAUACUCUGAAGCGAGUCAAGGACACAAGACGCAAGAUUGCGAAUGACAGCCGGUCUUACUUUGCUCAGAGUCUCCUCCAUCCACCAGCAGAUGGUUCCACAAGCUUCCCAGUUCCCCUAGAAGUUGUCUUCAACUAUCUCGGUCAGCUCCAGCAAUUGGAACGCAAGGACUCCCUAUUCCAGCAUUAUGGAGGCGCAUUUGAUGCUGAAACCUUUGAAUUGUCAGGAGAUAUGGGGCCUCAAACGUCGCGGUUUGCUCUCUUCGAGAUCUCCGCGAUCAUCAUCAAGGAUAAGCUUCAUGUUUCUUUCACAUACAACCUUAAUAUGCAACACAGAUCACGUAUCCAGAACUGGGUCUCUGAGUGCAGAAGAACCCUUGAAGAGGAGAUUCUGUCCCUCAAAGACUAUUCGCCCGCGCCAACUCUCAGCGACUAUCCCUUACUCCCGACAACCUAUGGCGGACUGGAUGAUCUUGUCAAGAAAACUUUGCCUAAAGCUGGGGUUGAAAGCUGGGAUAGGGUUGAAGACAUCUAUCCAUGCUCUCCGGUGCAAGAAGGUAUCCUGCUCAGCCAACUUCGCGAUCCGCAUGGGUACAUGUUCCACGGUAUUUUCGAAGUUCGUUCUCUCCAGGGCAAACAUAUCGAUUCAGCAUUACUCAGAAAGGCAUGGGCAAUGGUAGUCAGCCGGCACCCGGCCUUACGUACAUUGUUCAUCGAUAGCAACUACAAGGGUGGGACUUUCGACCAGCUGGUCAUUAAGGCACCUGGCGAUGAUAUCCUCGAAUUCGAGUGCGAUGAGUCGCUUGCAUUCGCUAAACUUGAUCAAGUCAGGCUUCACGAUAUAAAUGCUAACAGGCGCAUAAAGCUUCCGCAGCAUUUGACCAUCUGCACGACAGACUCUGGGAGAGUGCUCAUGAAGCUCGAGAUGAACCACGCGGUCGUCGAUGGCGGCUCCAUUGACGUUCUCUUCAGAGACCUGGCAUUGGCAUACAAUAACCAGCUCCCUGCAGGAUCGGGGCCUCGUUACAGUGACUAUAUUAAAUACACCAGGAGCCAAGUACAUGACAAAGCAUUACAGCACUGGAAGCAAUACCUCGCCGGAGUUCAUCCCUGCCAUCUAUCGUUCUCUGCUAAGCCAAGAGGUUAUCUCUGCGAACAUAAUUCUGUCACCCUUGCUAACCUAACGCUUUCGGCCUGGGCAGUUGUUCUUCGGAGCUUCACAGGCUCAGACGAUAUCUGUUUUGGCUAUCCUUCCGCUGGUCGUGAUUCUCCGGUUCCCGGAAUACACGAUGCUGUUGGUAUUUUUAUUAACAUGCUGUGCUGUAGAGUCAAGUUCACAUCGGGUCAGACAUUAGAGGAUGUCUCCAAGUUGGUACAGAGUGAUUAUAUUGGAAAUCUUCCACACCAGAACUGCUCCCUGGCACAGAUCCAGCAUGAGCUUGGCCAACAAGGACAGUCACUUUUCAACACAACUCUAUCCAUCCAAAAUCGUUCAGCUCCUCAAGGCCCCGGUGACAAUAUUAUAUCAUUUGAGAUGCAAAGGGCACACGAUCCGACCGAAUAUCCUGUCACAGUGAAUGUCGAAACAACCAAGGGCCGUGAGGGUAUCAUGCUUAGAUACUGGAAGGACACAGUGUCCGACAGUCAAGCGAAGGACUUGGCGAAUGCUAUUGCUAAGGUCUUUACCUGCUUCAUUGAGCGCCCGUCCAGACUGGUAUCGGAACUCAAGCUUACUCCAAGCCACGAUUCCUCGGCUAUGGAUAACUCCGCUUUGAUGGAUUCGGACGUACUCAACAGUGAUGCUCUAAAGAAGUUGAUUGACAUCCGCGUCAAUGAGAUAAUUACCCGAAUGCUCAAAGAGGGAACGCUAGCUAUACCUACCGUGCAUGAGCUUCACAUUAAAGCAUCGGAGGGUUCAUUCAGAACGAAACGGAUGCCUCGUGGAGGGGAUCUUUCUGACUCUACGCUGACUUUGACCAACUAUAGUAGAGCGUCAACAGAUACCAGGGAAUCAACUGACCUUGAGAAACGGCUUUGGUCGUUGUGGAGCUCUGCACUGGGCCUAUCUCCCAACAUUGUCAACCGUAAAGGCAGUUUCUUCAAGCUAGGCGGCGAUAGUAUAACUGCUAUGAAAAUGGUUGGCGCUGCUAGAGAGGAAGGUCUCUCGUUGAGUGUAGCAGAUGUCUUCGGCAAUCCGGUAUUCGAGGAUAUGCUGGCCAUAGUCGUCGCGAAGGAUACUCCCGCAGUGUUUGAAACUCAUACACAGGCCAUUCAGCUCAGCGAGAAAGUCCCAGAGUCACCGGUCGUUAUCACCAGGGCAGUUUCACCCGACGAGAUAUCCGUGCUGCGGCCUAUACCAAUUGACGAUUCGUCUUUACAGUCCAGCAUCUGCUCCAAGAUUGGUGUCUUCAGAGGUGGCAUUGCCGACGUUCUCCCCGUUACCGACUUCCAGGCUAUGUCGAUCACCGCGAGUCUCUUCAAGUCCAGAUGGAUGUUGAACUACUUCUUCCUCGACGGUAAAGGCCCAUUGGACAUUAGACGACUUAGAGAAAGUUUCUUGCAAGUGGUCGACGCCUUCGAUAUCCUUCGGACGGUGUUUGUCUGCUUCCAUGGCCAAUUCUUCCAGGUCGUGUUGAGAAAGAUGCGGCCAAUAAUCGUCAUUCACGAGACGGAGCAGAGUCUGGAUGAGUAUACUGAGUCCCUACAGCAGCGUGACCGAGAGCAGGACCCCCGACAAGGCGAACAAUACGUGCAGUUCUACGUCGUGAAAAAGAAGAACACCGAUCAUCAUCGUAUCCUGAUCAGAAUGUCACACACUCAGUUUGACGGCGUCUGCCUGCCACGAAUCAUGUCGGCCAUAAAACUGGGUUACGAGGGUAGCCCUAUUCCCCGAACGUCCUCUUUCUCGAACUACAUGCGCAUGCUCCCUGGAAACAUUACUCCAGAACACUAUCAACAUUGGUCGACACUUCUACAGGGUUCCAAGAUGACCGAUAUCAUCAGAAGACAGACGCCCAAUAACUUCCAACACAUCGGCUCUUUCACCGCACAGAAGAAGGCCAUUGAGAUCUCAGCUACGGUCAUCGGCGACGUCACGCUGGCCACAGUCAUGCAAUCAGCCUGGGCCAUGACACUGGCCAAGCUCUCUGCACAAUCCGACGUCGUCUUCGGGCUCACAAUCAGCGGCCGAAACACAACAAUCCCUGGUAUUGAAAGUACCGUCGGACCCUGUCUCAACAUGAUUCCAGUGCGAGUCAAUUUCGGAGACCGAUGGACCGGCCUCGACAUCUUCCGCUACCUCCAAGACCAACAAGUCGCCAACAUGCCCUACGAGUCCCUAGGAUUCAGGGAGAUUAUCCGAAACUGCACGGACUGGCCCGACUCCACGUUCUUCACCACGUCUGUCUUCCACCAGAACGUCGAAUACGAAGGCCACAUGCAGCUCGACGACAACAUGUACCGGAUGGGCGGCGUGGGCGUGGUAGACAACUUCACCGACAUCACGGUAGUAUCCAAGCCCACAGGUGACGGCAAGCUGGACAUCACGCUCGCCUACUCGGAAAGAAGCGCAAUCACCACGCCCUUCGCCGCGAAGAUCCUCGAUAUGCUCUGCGAAACCGCACACAGUCUCAUCACCAACCCUCAAAUCACCCUCCCCUCCCCAUCGACCCUCCGCUCCCUGCCCUGCCAAGUCAUCGAUGACCUCCCCAGGCCAACCGAAGAGCACUUCCUCACCUCUAACCUCAACAGCAGAAGCAUCUCCGAGCUGCUCGUCCACUCCGACAUCCUCAACAAAACCUGGCAACACGUCCUCCCCAACAGGCACCCAGAGACCCCCCGGCCGCCCUUCCAGCUCAACUCGUCGUUCUUCGGCCUGGGCGGCGACAUCUUCAGCAUGGGUCAGCUGGCCUGGGGUCUCGAGCAAGAAGGCCUCCAGGUUCGGCUCGAGGAGUUACUCGAGCAUCCUACUUUCCUGGGCCAUUUAGCUGUACUGGCAUUGCAUAAUGCCAAACAGGAGAAUCUGGUGGAGAGGACUAGGACCGUGGAGAGCAGAGCUCCUGCCCCGUCCGUCUCUGUUAAGGGGAGGACGAAGAGUGCCAAUUGGAAUCCUCUUGGUAAGGCUCUUACUUUGGCCAGGAGGUUUACUAAGAAACGGAGUUCGAAGUCUUGA